This is a messenger RNA of Micropterus dolomieu (smallmouth bass), 441 nucleotides long. Its product is annotated as outer mitochondrial transmembrane helix translocase-like. Lineage: Eukaryota; Metazoa; Chordata; Actinopteri; Centrarchiformes; Centrarchidae. The transcript has 3 exons. Bases 1 to 426 code for a protein of 141 amino acids. The record is from RefSeq and is a predicted model, not a curated record. Gene Ontology annotation, cellular component: mitochondrial outer membrane. Gene Ontology annotation, molecular function: ATP hydrolysis activity; ATP binding.
AUGAAGGAGACGGUGAUCCUACCUGUCCAGAAGAGACACCUGUUCCAGGGAUCCAGACUGCUGCAGCCCCCCAAAGGCGUGCUGCUGUACGGGCCCCCGGGCUGCGGUAAGACGUUGAUCGCCAAGGCGACAGCGAAGGAGGCGGGGUUUCGCUUCAUCAACCUGCAGCCGAGCACGCUGACGGACAAGUGGUACGGCGAGUCACAGAAGUUGGCCGCCGCCGUGUUCUCAUUGGCUGUCAAACUGCAGCCGUCAAUCAUCUUCGUCGACGAGAUAGACUCGUUCCUGAGGAGCAGAUCCAGCUCGGACCACGAAGCCACGGCCAUGAUGAAGGCUCAGUUCAUGAGUCUGUGGGACGGACUGGAUACUGACUACCACUGUCAGGUAGAGACGGAGACACAAAGAGACAAAGAGACAGAGAGAUAGAGAGAGACACAAAGA